Messenger RNA from Phytophthora nicotianae INRA-310, 1420 nucleotides. RefSeq lists its product as hypothetical. The coding region runs from base 367 to 1143 and encodes 258 amino acids. The transcript has a single exon. Lineage: Eukaryota; Oomycota; Peronosporomycetes; Peronosporales; Peronosporaceae. The record is from RefSeq and is a predicted model, not a curated record.
CUCGCAGUCGUCGUCAAAGUCUUUGGCUUGACGACGGCACCUUGAGGCCGUGGAGAGAAGCGGCGAUCAAGUCACGCGACGGCAGAAAACGGAAAACAAAGACAGCUGAAUGAAUGUGCAUAGCCCGUAUUAUUUACCGCCGACAGAUGACGCAUCGACGGUGUGGUCCACACGCGAAAUCUUUGAAAAGAAACGCUGUUCCCAUCCCAACCGAGACACCCUCACUUGCCAACGUGCUCGCCCGGCAACACUUGACCCACACUCCUGGUGUGUUUUGCCACCGCAGCUUUUUGCCACGCAACAAGCCGCCGCCCUUUAACACUAGCCUAAAGUGGCGCAGCGGCAACGCACCACAGCCAGUCAGCCAUGCAGCCACACACGCUCAAGCGCACCAUCUCAAAGUGUUCCAUGGAUGGGGACUCGCCCGACUCCGCCGCCUGCAAAAAGUUCUCGUCGGGGCUGGACAACGAGCCCGUGCUGCUGCCGCGCGAGCAGCGCGCACCCAGCUUCCCGCCGCUCGACGAGGACGAGCCUGAGGUGUCCCCCAUUUGGGGCGACGCGGCCGCCUACGUGCUACCGUCCAAGAUUGGCUCGGACUUUGAGGCCGUUAACGUGGCAGCAGUGGCGCCCAUCCAGGCGCCGGCGGACAGCAACAACAGGGACGAGAUCUCGGCCGCCGGGAUGCUGGCCGCAGUGCUCGACUACCUGCGCGACGUGGCGAGCUACUGCAACCGCGCAGUGAACUUGAGUUUUGCACAGCUUCGCCAAAUGUUGCAGUCCAUCCCCUUCGCGGUGGGGCAAAUGCAAAGCGUGGUUAAGGCGAGAUUGGAACUUUCCUGGCCGCUUGUGGCCGCCUUUGUACAAAAUGUUACGGGGUUUAUCAGUGACGAGGACAUCCGCGACGCGUCGGUGGGCGAGCUCGCUGCUUUUUUGCAAACGUGCCAGACCGACUACCCCAUAGUGGCCGCACCCGGCAACAUUUGCGCCAACCUGUUCGAAUUUUUCCACGAAGUGCUAACCCAGUUCAAGCAAUUUCUGACCAAGCGGUGGCUGCAAAUUGGCAAAAUCAGUUUCCCCUGCGAAUUCGGCAAAAAAUCGGAUUCGCUUUUCCUCUGCAUGGAAUGCCAUCGCGAGCACAUGUAGAAGUUUAACCACUGGGCAACGGUUUAUAAGAGUCGAUCAAGUGCAGAGGACACAAAAGAGAGAGAGGCCAAGCAGUGCGCUGCCUCUUUUUUUCUCUUCUCAAAUUGUAGCACCUACCGAAGGUUUCAAGGUGGAGUAUCAGGGAUCAUGUACACAACGUGGAUGUGAAGGGGGUUUAAGUUAGUUAGUGUGACUCGGGCAGGUGUCAAGUCUAGUUGCCUUCUCUUUUGCUAAUAUCAUAACAUAAUUUAUUCAUGACUGUAAAAUGUCGAGUUGC